Molecule: messenger RNA, 296 nt
Organism: Phaethon lepturus (White-tailed tropicbird)
Lineage: Eukaryota; Metazoa; Chordata; Aves; Phaethontiformes; Phaethontidae
Product: 5-hydroxytryptamine receptor 4-like
Exons: 2
Biological process (GO): regulation of appetite; chemical synaptic transmission; adenylate cyclase-activating adrenergic receptor signaling pathway
Cellular component (GO): plasma membrane
Molecular function (GO): G protein-coupled serotonin receptor activity
Source: RefSeq, a predicted model, not a curated record
AUCGUGCUGCUCACCUUCAUCUCCGCCGUUAUACUGAUGGCCGUCCUGGGGAACCUGCUGGUGAUGGUGGCCGUGUGCCGGGACAGGCAGCUCAGGAAAAUCAAGACCAAUUAUUUUAUUGUUUCCCUUGCCUUUGCGGACCUGCUGGUGUCAGUGCUGGUGAUGCCGUUUGGAGCCAUCGAGUUGGUUCAGGACAACUGGAUCUAUGGAGAGAUGUUCUGCCUGGUCCGAACGUCCCUCGACGUCCUGCUCACCACGGCAUCCAUCCUGCACCUGUGCUGCAUCUCGCUGGACAG